Molecule: messenger RNA, 1734 nt
Organism: Mastomys coucha (southern multimammate mouse)
Lineage: Eukaryota; Metazoa; Chordata; Mammalia; Rodentia; Muridae
Product: zinc finger protein 568
Exons: 5
Coding region: 1-1734 (577 amino acids)
Biological process (GO): regulation of transcription by RNA polymerase II
Cellular component (GO): nucleus
Molecular function (GO): DNA-binding transcription activator activity, RNA polymerase II-specific; RNA polymerase II cis-regulatory region sequence-specific DNA binding
Source: RefSeq, a predicted model, not a curated record
AUGGUGAAGUUCGUGGUGCAGAAAACCGCAAGACGGGGAAUGAAGAGCUUUGCCUUUAAGAACAUGGCCAGGGACCUGAGGUUCGAGGAUGUGGUCAUUUACUUCUCUCUGGAGGAGUGGGAGUGCUUGCACCAUUCCCAUAGGAAUUUGUACCGCGCUGUGAUGUUGGAUAACUACAGCAAUCUGCUGUCACUGAGUCUUGCUGAUACUAAGCCACGUGUGGUCUCCCUUUUAGAGCAGGGCAAAGAGCCCUGGAUGGUUAUGAGGAAUGAGACAAAAAUUUGGCAUCCUGAUUGGGAGUCUAGGACAGAAGCCAAGAAGUUCCUUCCAAAGGACAGUUCCAAAAUUAAAACAUUGCAACAAAAGAUGGCAAAAAAACAUGCAUGCUCCAGCCUUGAGGACAGCAGGGCCAAAGGUAACAGAGAGGUCACAUGUGAGCCUGAGAGUCAGCAAGCUCAGCAGGAGGAACACUUGAGACAAGCUGCAGUAACCUCUGCCUCGAGGCCGGCUUCCGUCCAGUGCAUAGCCCAUAGGGAGGCUCACCCUGGAGGAAAACCCUGCAAGUGUGAGAAAUGUCAGAAAACGUCCCUGUGCCAGGCACCUCCCAUUGAACGUGAGCAAAUUCACAGUCAGGCGAAGGCCCGUGAGCACACAGAGCCUAGCAAGGCCUUUAACUCCACGUCAGACAUGGCUGUGCAUCAGAGACCCCAGGAGAGCAGAAAAGACAGUGAGAGUAAGAAAAGUGCCCUUGCUUGUGGUUCUGACACCUUGAAACCCCAGAGUGCUCAGGGUAGCGAGAGGCCACAUAAGUGUAAAGAAUGUGGGAAGGCCUUCCAUACUCCCUCCCAGCUCAGUCACCAUCAGAAGUUGCAUGUAGGUGAGAAGCCCUACAAGUGUAAGGAGUGUGGGAAGGCUUUCCCAUCUAACGCCCAGCUUAGUCUUCACCAGAGAGUUCACACUGAUGAGAAGUGCUUUGAAUGCAAGGAGUGCGGGAAAGCCUUCAUGCGCCCCUCACACCUGCUCCGGCACCAACGCAUCCACACUGGGGAGAAGCCUCACAAGUGUAAGGAGUGCGGGAAGGCCUUCCGCUACGACACACAGCUCAGCCUGCACCUGCUCACUCAUGCCGGGGCGCGGCGCUUUGAGUGUAAGGACUGUGACAAGGUGUACAGCUGUGCCUCCCAGCUCACUCUCCACCAGAUGACACACACUGGGGAGAAGCCCCACAAGUGUAAGGAGUGUGGGAAAGGCUUCAUCUCUGACUCACACCUUCUUCGCCAUCAGAGUGUUCACACUGGUGAGAAGCCCUAUAAGUGUAAGGAAUGUGGUAAAGGCUUCCGUCGUGGUUCGGAGCUUGCCCGACAUCAGAGAGCUCAUUCUGGUGAUAAACCCUACAAGUGUAAGGAAUGCGGGAAGUCCUUCACCUGCACCACAGAGCUCCUUAGACAUCAGAAAGUUCACACUGGUGAUAGACCCCACAAAUGUAAGGAGUGUGGGAAGGCCUUCAUUCGAAGAUCAGAGCUAACACAUCAUGAAAGAAGCCACAGUGGUGAGAAACCCUAUGAGUGUAAGGAGUGUGGAAAGACCUUUGGCCGAGGCUCAGAGCUCAGUCGACACCAGAAAAUCCACACCGGUGAGAAGCCCUAUAAGUGUCAGCAAUGUGGAAAGGCCUUUAUUCGCGGCUCUCACCUUACCCAACAUCAGAGGGUUCAUAUGGGACGGAGGAGUGAAUGA